Messenger RNA from Sitodiplosis mosellana (orange wheat blossom midge), 757 nucleotides. RefSeq names its product dipeptidyl peptidase 3-like. Lineage: Eukaryota; Metazoa; Arthropoda; Insecta; Diptera; Cecidomyiidae. Gene Ontology annotation, cellular component: cytoplasm. The record is from RefSeq and is a predicted model, not a curated record. The annotation marks the transcript as partial. Gene Ontology annotation, molecular function: dipeptidyl-peptidase activity. The transcript is spliced from 3 exons.
UUUAUUUCAAUUCUAAUUUUUUAUCUAAAAUUUCCAAAUCAGAAUGAAUUUAUUCGUGAAAUGCUACAACGAAGUGGUUUCGGAAUUCUCAUGUGCAUUUUCAAGUCGAUUAUUCUAAAGUGUCUGUUUUAAAAAUGAUUUUCAAACCGGAGACUUGGAGUGGCAUCGUUGUUGAACAAAGUUUUUUUGAUCAAAUUAUUCAGACACAGAACAUUACAAACUCUAUACAGUUGGCACAAAAUAAAUGCACAAGUUAAUCUCAUUUGGGUGAAAGAAUUUACUUUUUUGACAGAAUUUUUUGUUAAUUGCAUCAUAUUUUUCCGGCAAGUACAUUAAACAUCAAUUGAUGAUGAUGGUGGAACGAGAAGAAAAAAGAUAAAUUUAUUCUAUUGAAUUGUCUAUAUUUUAGCGAAAUCCAUUAUGGUGGGAGGUAGUGUUGAUAAAACACACUUUGUUUUGCCAAACAAUCAGCCGAUCGGUGAGUUGAAGUGCGUUACAGCGUUUAACAAUCUAACAGACAAGGAAAAAUUGUAUGCGCACUACUGCAGCCAGGCAUCAUGGAAUGGUGGCUUGAUAGCAUUGAUUCAGUCAAGUCCGGAAGCACCGUUAAUUUUCUCACUGUUGAAUCGUGUCUUUUCCGCUGAACCAGUUGAAGAGCUCAGAGCUGCCGCACUAGCAGCUGGCGUCAGUGCCGAUGAUUUUACAGCAUUUUUGGUUUAUGCUUGCGGAUUCUUCGCAAAUGCCGGUAAUUACAAAG